CGGCUGCAGGGCGCGGCCUGUCCGGCAGGGGGCGUGGGCGGCGUGCGCGCCCCUGAGUCCGCCUCCAGCCCCGCAGGCAGCCGGACGCUUCCUCGCCGCCUCUCCGUCCCUCUCCGGCCCCUCGGGUGGCUCUCGGUCCCCGGCAUGGCAGCGCCCGCCGACUCCGGCUACAUCCGCACUGUCCUCGGGCAGCAGAUCCUGGGCGAGCUGGACAGCUCCACCUUGGCGCUCCCCUCCAGGCUCUCGGGCGGCCGAGCCGAGGCUCAGAAGUCGCUCCGCAUCCAGCGGCAGGUCCAGCAGACCCUGGCCAGGAAGAGCCGCGGCUCCUUGGUCAACGGGAGUCUGCAUCGGGCCACCAGUGUUCCAGAAUAUGUGUAUAAACUAGACACAACUGAAACUGAUUUUCCUUCAAGGCCUUCUUUUGGAACAUCAUAUUAUCAAUCUCAUCAGGUAGGUUCCCAAAGUAGUUAUGAAAAUGGCUGGGGGCCUAGAAUCCUUCCAUAUAUUUCAUACAGAACAACAGAAGACAAGUCUCAAAGGCAACCCUUGAAGAGAUUAGAGGUUUCCCCUAAUGGCAGUCCCGACAAGCCAGUUUUCUUCCAGAAUGACUACCAGUACAACAGGGGGCUAACCAUAAGGCAUGGAGAAAGCAAGAGGUCCAGUGUCAUGCCUCCAAGAUACGCUCGGUCUGAGAUCGUUGGCUAUGCAACUCAUAAUGGUGGGAACCGAGGGUAUAGUACUCAAAGACACUUCUAUAUUGGGCCUCCUAAUGAAACUGUGGUUGAUAGUGCCCCUAACAGCCCAAGAGCUCCAAUUUAUCAGCGAAUUGGGAACAGUCGGAGCAUGAACAACCUUUUGGAGAAAGAGAGCUACCUGACAUCUGGUUCUGCCGUGGGACAAGUCCGAAACCCUGUUGCUUCCCAAAUUGGAUCUCAGCAAAAGCAGUCUAUCAGAUCCAGCUGGCACCAGAGUACCUUCAGAUCUCAGAACACAAAGGAGGCUUCUCAACCAACUUCACCCACCAGCGGCACUACAGAGACAAGAUUUGCAAUGACCGCAGCUGAGGCAGCUGCAAGACGAAAUGGUUUUGUAGAGCACGAGAGGGGAGUUGGCACCGGAACCCAGCCUGGGAAUAAAGAAGGAGACAUGACUCUGGAGCGGGCAGUCAGUAUACUGCAAACUGAAAAUGCUUUGUCUCCCCGAGUUCUCGCAGCAAUUGUUUACAUACAGCAUGAGAGCUUCCAAAGAGCAGAGGCCAGAAGGACAGUUUAUUCACUUGGUGGUAUCCCCAAACUGGUGGAACUUCUGAAUGUACAGAAUGAGGAUGUGCAGAGAGCAGCAUGUGGAGCUUUGAGGAAUCUGGUGUAUGAAGACAAUGAUAACAAACUGGAAGUGUCAGAACAAAAGGGGAUCUCUGUCCUGCUAAGGCUGUUACGGCAAACUCAAGAUGUGGAGACUAAAAAGCAAAUCACAGGUUUAUUAUGGAAUCUCUCCUCCAAUGACCAGCUGAAGCAUUUACUGAUUCGAGAGGCCUUGAAACCACUGACAGAAACCGUCCUCAUCCCUUACUCAGGAUGGCCAGAUAGAGAUUAUACAAAGUCAAGCAUCUUACCAGAUCCUGAUAUCUUCUACAAUUCUACAGGAUGCCUGAGAAACAUGAGCUCUGCUGGCCCCGAGGGGAGGAAAAAGAUGAGAGAAUGUGAUGGAUUGAUUGAAUCACUCGUGUAUUACAUCCAAGGAACCACGGCAGACCACCAGCCAGAUGAUAAGGCCACUGAGAACUGUGUGUGCAUCCUUCAUAACCUCUCCUAUCAAUUAGAGUCUGAGCUUCCUAGUAGUUAUACCCACAAUAUCUAUAUGCAAAAAAGAGAUGUUCCUUCCAAUAACAACAGCAUUGGAUGUUUUGGAACCAAAAGCAGGAAAGCAAAGCAGAAGCAGCAGGACCUGCCACUCCCUGAAGAAAAGAGUGUCCCCAGUGGCAUUGAAACACUCUGGCAUUCCACACUGAUAAGAAUAUACCUGUCUUUAAUAGCCAAAAGCACAAGAAACUACACCCGGGAAGCCUCACUGGGAGCUCUGCAGAACCUCACAGCAGGCAGUGGCCCAAUGCCAUUUGGGAUAGCCUAUAUUAUUGUCAAGAAGGCUAAUGGACUCCCAAGUAUUCGAAACAUGCUGCACGUGAGCAGCGCAAGUGUCCGAAAAACUGCUGUUUCUCUUCUCAGGAACUUGACUCGUAACACCUCUCUGCAGAAUGAGAUAGCCAGAGAAGUCUUGCCUGAUUUGGUUGCCAUUCUUCCGGAUUCUGUGCCGACAACUGAUGUGGCCAAUGAGACUACUGCUUCUGCCUGUUAUGCGUUAUACAACCUGACUCAGAACAACUCCCAGAAUGCUCGCCUCCUCCUGAACUCUGAUGGGAUCUCAAAGAUUAUGAACAUCAGCACAAGUGAAAGCAAAGCUGGUAGAGCUGCUUCAGUCCUGUUGUAUUCUCUGUGGUCUCACACCGAUCUUCACAGUGCCUACAAAAAGGUUAACUUCAAGAAGACGGACUUCAUCAAUAACCGGACAUUAAGAGCCUAUAAUUCACUAAAAGACUGAAAAGCAAACUACAAGGACCUUAGAGACUGAUGAGAUUAUACAGAACCAUUAAAGCCCUAUUCUUGGCACUAAUUCACCAGCAAGAACUGCACAGCAUCCUACAAGGGAGACCACUUUUAUAUUUUCAAAGGAUAAAAUAUUCUCUGCCUUAUUACAUUGUUUCUUACUGCUUUUGAACUCAAUACAUGAUUUGUAAAUCUCAAUGCAACUCUAGUUUCAGUCUAGCCAAUAAUUUUAGUUUGACAGACUGACAGCAAUUAUAUUGGUCCAGUUUUGGCCACGCCAAUUUCCUUGUUUUGUUUUGUACUAUGGAAAAUUAAUAACGAAAUAAUAUGGGUUUUGAAACUUCCUUUUGCUUUCCCGCCUGCUAAAACUGACUAUUAAUAAUACAAAAUUGUCUGUGUAGACCUUUAGAAAAAGCAGGCAAAUUCUCAUAAAACGUUCUUUGGUUAUGACAUUUUCUCAGGUUGUAAUUUUUCAGCAGAAUUACUUUGCUUUGUGCAUGCAUGUUUGCUAAAACCUCAUUUGCUAACAGUAUGGAAUUGAAUUCUGUAUUGGAAGAGUUAUGUUUAAAAUACCUACAAAAUUAGAA
Messenger RNA from Anolis sagrei ordinatus, 3187 nucleotides. RefSeq names its product plakophilin 2 (gene PKP2). Gene Ontology annotation, biological process: desmosome organization; heart development; intermediate filament bundle assembly. The record is from RefSeq and is a predicted model, not a curated record. Gene Ontology annotation, cellular component: adherens junction; intercalated disc; cytoplasm. NCBI's taxonomy places the organism in Eukaryota, Metazoa, Chordata, Lepidosauria, Squamata, Anolidae. Gene Ontology annotation, molecular function: cadherin binding; protein kinase C binding; molecular adaptor activity.